Puccinia graminis f. sp. tritici CRL 75-36-700-3 is the source of this 1338-nucleotide messenger RNA. RefSeq lists its product as uncharacterized. The transcript has a single exon. The coding region runs from base 1 to 1338 and encodes 445 amino acids. Lineage: Eukaryota; Fungi; Basidiomycota; Pucciniomycetes; Pucciniales; Pucciniaceae. The record is from RefSeq and is a predicted model, not a curated record.
AUGGCCAAUCACCCUGGAGGAAGAAGAAAGAUAGUCAAAAUCAAACCCUUGGACAGGAACCUUGGUUAUGAUGGUUCCAACAUGCCUAUAGAAGAAUUCAUCAGCAAAUAUGAAGAAGCUGCAGAAACUGUUGGAGCAAGCUCUCAAGAUUUGGCCAGCCAGAUAUUGUUCUUUAUCAGAGGACCAGACCUGCAAGAUGAAGUGGAAGAAAUGCAUGGAUAUGAAGAAUGCAAUUGGGUCAACUUGAAGGAAGAAUUAACGUAUAGAUUUGGAAUUACUCUCACCCUGGAAGAAUGUGCUAGAGAGGAAUUGGUAGAUCUGGUCAGCUAUGUUGCAAACAUGGGUGGCAUCAGCACUCCAGAACCAUUCAGACAAUUCAUAUUACAAUUUGAACACAUUGCUCACUACCUAAUUGAAAAUGGAUACAAUUCCUUCAUGGAUGAAUUUGCAAAAUUAUUUUGGCAAUCCCUCAGCCCAGAAUUGGAAAGAGCCAUAUCUGAUCCACUUAUCUGGGAUGGUCACUUGGUUUUGGAUGGAAACUUUCACAUUGGAGAACUACCACCCUAUAAUCUAAUCCUGGAAUAUAUUACUAUGGAGUUUGAACAAAUGGAUAUCCUUCAAAAAGCACCUGGACAACCUGAACAACAAAUUCACCAACCCAAUCAGAAUUCUGAUACAGUAGCCCACAUGGAAGAAUAUAACUCAGAAGUUCAGUCACCACUUACAGAAAAGUCCUCCCCAGUUUUUUCUUCAACUCUGGAUGCCUUCCCCCAGACCUUAGACCACUCCCUGGAAACCCUGGAGAUCCUGGACAACAGAAAAACAGAACAGUUUGAAUCAGAAAGAGUAAUAUUCCAAGCAAAAAUUCAUCAUGGGAAAUUGUCACCAGGUACCAUGAUUGAAGAAAAUUGCUUCCCAGUAGCACCUGUAACCUUGGAGUUUCCCCCCCAGAUCCUUGAAACUUGCCAGAAGUUGGACUCCUUGGAUAAAAAUCAAACAGAAUACCUUGGGUUAGAAAGUGAGAUCUGUGCAGAAAAUAUCAUUCCACAAGAGAACUUACCAGUAGGACCAGUCAGCUUGGAAUCUUCCCCUCAGCUCAUUGCUAAUGGCCAACCACUGGCAACUUUGGAGCCCUGGGACAACACAGAAACAAAACACUUUGGAUCAGAAACAGAAAUCAUUUCAGCAAAAAAUCAUUCAGAAAUAUCCCUACCAGGUACCAUAAUUGAAGAAAAUUGCUUCCCAGUAGCACCUGUCACCUUGGAAUAUUCCCCUCAGCUCCUGGAAAAUGGCCCUCAGCUCCUGGAAAAUAGACAACAAUUGGAACCCUUGGAUUAA